CAGCAGGAGUCAUUUCAUAUCCUUUAGAUACAAUUAGAAGAAGAAUGAUGAUGUAAUCAGGUAUUUCUUUAUCAUUAUCUAUUAAUUAGGAAGAGCUGAUAUUCUUUAUAAAAAUACACUCGAUUGUGCAAUUAAGAUUGCUAAGAAUGAAGGCGCAAAAGCCUUUUUCAAAGGAGCACUAUCAAAUUUCUUUAGAGGAAUAGGUGCAUCACUCGUUUUAGUUCUUUAUGAUGAAAUCUAACAAUUCAUUGCUCCAGGAACUAAAUCUGCAGGAGGUGAAUGAUACAUUAUUUUACAUUCAAU
Messenger RNA from Paramecium primaurelia, 303 nucleotides. NCBI's taxonomy places the organism in Eukaryota, Ciliophora, Oligohymenophorea, Peniculida, Parameciidae. The record is from the annotation of a GenBank genome assembly.